UUGCCGUUGAUCAAAAUCAGACACAAAAGAUUUGUAUUGCUGGUUGCAGACUGACAGUUUCGGUAAGGUCAUCUGACCACACGGACUGACUUCGAGAUAAAUGGGGGGAGGUGCCAGAUAUCCUUAUCCGAAACACGUUUGGACGCCAUCAGGGGGAUGGUGGACACGUCCAUCAAACUGGAAGUCCAAUACUGCCAUUGUUGGCCUCGGCAUUGCAGCUAUCACAUACGUGACCUGGAAGUACAGCGCCGCUCGAGAGCAUCGUCUGUCUGACCCUAUUAAGCCUAUUCCUUCCCAGCUGUGGGCCAAACAGUACCAAGACCGACAGUCGCAGUCCUAGUACAAGAUCGCAACCCAAUUGUAUCAUAUAGAGUUGCACCAUCUUUCCACCUUUGGGCAUAUGCUCAGAUGCUGACCAUGGGAAAGUUAACGAUUGGUCCCAAGGCAAUAUUUUAUUUGCAGGAUCCUGUAUAAUGGCAAAACAAACGUGAAAGCGUAGACCUCCAGGAUAUUACAACUCGAAGAACAUUCAAGUGGUUUAGUCAGAGUCAUUAUCCUGGAUCGUGAUCAUGUCAUUUAGACUAUCGUAAG
Molecule: messenger RNA, 591 nt
Organism: Cantharellus anzutake
Lineage: Eukaryota; Fungi; Basidiomycota; Agaricomycetes; Cantharellales; Hydnaceae
Exons: 5
Coding region: 101-340 (79 amino acids)
Source: RefSeq, a predicted model, not a curated record